Messenger RNA from Dreissena polymorpha, 3487 nucleotides. RefSeq names its product nonsense-mediated mRNA decay factor SMG9-like. The coding region runs from base 114 to 1535 and encodes 473 amino acids. The transcript is spliced from 12 exons. Gene Ontology annotation, biological process: nuclear-transcribed mRNA catabolic process, nonsense-mediated decay. The record is from RefSeq and is a predicted model, not a curated record. NCBI's taxonomy places the organism in Eukaryota, Metazoa, Mollusca, Bivalvia, Myida, Dreissenidae.
AUUGCUCAUGCACAGUUUGGUUCUGCCGCAAGCGUGCGUAACUUUUUGGAUCCAAAAUUCUGGGUGCACGAGAUACGGAUCCUAAGUUUUUGCAGAAACAAUUUCAAGUGAAUAUGUCUUCAGAUAUGAUUGAGCGCGACUCACGACGAGGUGGUGCUGGUGGCAGACGAAGAAGGCCACGCGGCGGUAGCUCUACAACGGGCAUUGGAAGAAAAGACUAUGAAGUUGACACUCCACCAGCCCGGCCUACAAUCAUCCUGGCCAAGCAUGAAGACAGGGACUCGCCUGCUGUUAGCCAGACUUCUAGCAAUAGAGAUUCCACUUCAACAUCUCCUGCCCCAUCUUCCCAGCUACCAGAGAAGCCAGUGAUGGUUCUCAAGUCCAGGGAUGAGGGGUCACGAACACUGACCUCUACCUCAGCCAUUACCAACAUCCCAGCUGGAACUAUGCAAGGGGAGACACCACCCCAGACAACUUUCCUGCAGAGGACCAUUGAAAGUACCAGCAAGCUGUCCCUACCACUGGAGCUAUCCAGGUGUGUCAAGCUGAUAGAUGAUCAGAGUCAGUGGUGUGAACAGGCCAGUGAGUGCUUGUUAGAGCAAACAGAUUUCCUUGUUGUGGGGGUGGUGGGGCUGCAAGGGUCAGGCAAGUCCACUGUCCUCUCCCUGCUUGCGGGUAACACAGAGGCUGACCCACUUAGGAACUACAUUUUUCCUGCUCAAACAAGGGAGGUUAGAGAGGAGUGUGGCCACAUGACAAAUGGUAUAGACAUCCAUGUCACCUCACAAAGAGUUAUCUUCCUUGAUACACAGCCAUUGUUGAGUGCUUCAGUGCUGGACCAGCUUAUCAACAAUGACAAGAAAAUUCCCCCAGAAUUCACAACAUCAGAGAACUUUGCUGAAAUUCAGUGUCUGCAGCACGUGAUGUUCCUGCUGACAGUGUGUAACGUGAUACUCGUGGUCCAGGACUGGUUCACUGACACGGCGCUGCUAGACUUCCUCAAGACCGCGGAGAUGCUCAAACCCUCCACCCCUCCCUCCCCUGGUCAUGACGGAACAUCCACCGCUGACGAUCAGCCGGACUUCUUCCCACAUGUUGUGUUCCUUCAAAACAAGGCAAAGCGUGAGGACUUUACUGUGGAGAACUUUACUGCCAUGCAGAAGACACUGUCUACAGUACUAGGCAAUUCCAAGCUCAAAAUGAAAGGAGAUGUUGCUAUGACCACUGGUCGACAAUCUUUUAGUCUGAAUCCUGCCUUUGUAAAGUCUGAACUUAACAUGUUCCUUCUGCCACGAUUUGAUGCAAACAAAAGAGAAAGUACAGACCAGCUGCAGCCCCAGGUGCGCGAGUACCAGGGCCACCCCAGCUUCCAGACCUUGAUCAACUCCCUGAGGGGCCAGAUCCUCAGCAUGCCCAGAGAGCAGCAAACGCACACCACACUCACUGAGAAGAACUGGUUCCACUACGCUGCUCGGAUGUGGGACUCCAUCAAGAAAUCACAGAUACUGGCAGACUACAACAGACUUUUGCCUUGAAACCUGACCAAAGUGACAUUGAGAUGACAUGUGCGGCUAAGGUUACACUGCAGUUUAACUGUAUAUGCCAUAUGUGACAUUCAGAGAGGGUUUUAGAGGUGAGGUAGUCCAUAGCGGUACACAGUUGCUGAGAAAUCUGGGAGAAUUCUUCAUGUUUAUGAAUAUAAUUUUGUUUGAUUAUUAUGUCAUGUAGUAGAGGCAGCUGAUAUGUUGACAGAGGUUUUUAGAAAUUUGAUGAUCAAAAUCUGUUAAACAGUUUAAGUUAUGGUGAAUUGAAAAUUAUUUGCAUUUUUGUGUCAUAUGAGAUGUAUUCUGCUUGUUACUUAAAGGCAAGGGGUAACUGUAAGCAUUUUGUAAUGAGUCUUAACAUAAGUAAUGCUGUAUUCAAAUGCAGUAGCUCCAGACAGAAGCCAGUUUCAGUAUCACAUAGAAUGGGCCCACUCGGGGAUGUUUUCUAAGAUGCAUUUGUUGGGUAUUUUUUAUGGUUGCAACUAAAUUAUGACAAUUUAUGCAUAACAAUAUGGACACACUCUCAGUUGGUGGCACAUAUGUUUUUCCUCAAUUUCAGUUUAACAUCCUGAUCACUUGCUUUUGUUGGUUACAUUUAAAGUUUAGAUUGAAUGUUUUUAGUAUGCUUUAAUUUUGAUUGAAAAACUAGAUUCCAAAACUUAUUUCAGAAAUAUGUUUCUGUUAAAAAAAUUGUGGUGGUCUAAUGUUUAGAUUUGUUUGCUGUUCAAACUUUAGGCAUUGCUAAUAAGCCUUUUUCAAGAGUGCUCAAAAUACUGAUACUUCUGGAAAAAAGCGUCAACAAUCUUGUCUGAAUGUUUUGGAGGGAUGACCUUGAACUCACAGUCUUGGUCUGUGUACUGGCAUACCAGUCUGAGAAGUAUAGCACAUUCUAGCCUCACAGUCUUGGUCUGUGUACCGUCAUACCAGUCUGAUAAGUAUAGCACAUUUUAGUCUCACAAUCUUGGUCUGUGUACCGGCAUACCAGUAUGAGAAGUAUAGCACAUUUUAGUCUCACAGUCUUGGUCUGUGUACCGGCAUACCAGUCUGAGAAGUAUAGCACAUUUUAGUCUCACAAUCUUGGUCUGUGUACCGUCAUACCAGUCUGAGAAGUAUAGCACAUUUUAGCCUCACAGUCUUGGUCUGUGUACCGGCAUACCAGUCUGAGAAGUAUAGCACAUUUUAGUCUCACAGUGUUGGUCUGUGUACCGGCAUACCAGUCUGAGAAGUAUAGCACAUUUUAGCCUCCUGGAUAGACUGGGCUGAGAUGCCAUUAGUUUAGUUGUGAAAUAAAUGGGCUUUGCUCUGUGAAAUAGGUGUUUCAUGCAUGUGCAUAAAGUUUCGUCCCAGAUUAGCCUGUGUGGAAUCCACAGGCUAAUCUUAGAAAACACUUCAUGCACAUGCAUUAAACCCCCUUUUCACAGAGUGUGGCUCUAAUGUAUUUACUGAAGUUUUGCUCAGUAAGAAAUAAUAUACUGUAAUAAGUAGAAAAAAACAAAGUCUAUAAUACUUAAAUUGUAUUGUCCUUGUAACGCAGUGAAUUCAGUUCAAAUGAUACCAUAUGUGAAUUUCACAUUCAAACAAGAGGUAAUGUCAACCAAAAAGAUUUCUGAUUUGAAACAGUUUAUUGGCAAAAAUGUGUGAAGUAUCACCUUGUUUCUCAAAGCUUGUCUUUAGUCACAUUAGCCAACUUAGACAUUCCUAAGAGCGUUCUGGAUGUUGUAGCUUGUUGUCAUCUUUUUGCCUGGAGGUUGCACAAAUGUGAAGGGCGUACCCUUGUACAACUGUUGUAUGAUCGGUUUUAUGUCAGCAUUUCUUUCUCUGAUCGAGCCCACAAAACCAAUCAAUUGAAUCUUCUUUACUCUGUGAAUCUGGUUUCUUGAGAUGCAGUCUAGCAUAACCCGGUUAAUAAAUGGACAAAUGUACAAUGAUUUGUUCAACUUUAA